This is a messenger RNA of Lolium rigidum, 537 nucleotides long. Its product is annotated as RING-H2 finger protein ATL39-like. The transcript has a single exon. The coding region runs from base 1 to 537 and encodes 178 amino acids. The record is from RefSeq and is a predicted model, not a curated record. NCBI's taxonomy places the organism in Eukaryota, Viridiplantae, Streptophyta, Magnoliopsida, Poales, Poaceae.
AUGGCUUCAAGGGCGCUCUCCAUCGCUGUCUUGUCGGCCGGCGUGACCCUGAUGCUCGUCGCCCACGUCCUCGUGAUCCUGUGGGCUAUGCGGCGUGGCCGCGGCGCCAACGCCGACCAGGAGCGUGCCACCGCCGCAGAGGAUGGCGGGGACAUGGGCCUGUCUGCCGUCGAGCUCGAAACGCUGCCGUGCCACCACUUCGUCUCCAGUGGCGCUGCGGCCGCCGACUGCGCGGUGUGCCUGGAGGCGUUCGAGGACGGCGACCGGUGCAGGUGGCUGCCGAGGUGCGAGCACAGCUUCCACGCCAAGUGCGUGGACCCGUGGCUGGGGAAAAGCCGGUGCUGCCCCGUCUGCCGCGCGGACGUGGUGGCUGUACCUGAACGGCCGACGGGCGAGCUCCUGAAGGUGGCCGUUGAUGAGGGAGACACAACACCGGCUUUCACACUGGACAGGAGAAGCCCCGCCGUGUUGGAGAUCGUGGUGGCUGCAAGGUUGCAGCAGUCUAGCUGGACUCUUCAUCCCGGGGCCGUGCACUAG